AUGAAUAUUCUGCUGAUUUGGUUUUUGUGCAUUUCAUGGGUAUAUUUUUUUCUUUCAAUCAUUUAUCCCCACUACCAUCCUGUUCACCCCAUAUUUCAACUACUUAAGCAUGCUCAGAGCUUUCUUAAUUGUUCCAACUGUCUUUGUGUCUUUUAUUGUAUAAAAAUUUCCAAUUUCAGGAACAGCUUCUUCAUCUACCUGAAAAUAAAAAUUGACAGGAUGGUGCCCUGGCUCUUGUUGGGGUCAGUGUUUUUCUCCCUGGUUUUCGGAACCGUUGUCUACGACGUCACUGAUAAAGCUUUCUGUAAAAACCUCAAUUUCACCUGCCGAGGAUGUAUUUGGAAAGCAAGGAUCAGAAUAGAAGAACUUCUUUUUCCUAAUUAUUUCAUCAUUAGCUUAGGAUUUGCCACUCCACUCACAGCAGUCAUCUUUUCUGCCCUUCUGCUUCUCUUUUCCCUCUGGAGACAAAAAUAAAUAAUAAACUUUCAAAAACCAUCAAACCUUACAACACAUUUUCUAUCCUGA
Empidonax traillii (willow flycatcher) is the source of this 525-nucleotide messenger RNA. RefSeq names its product taste receptor type 2 member 1-like. Gene Ontology annotation, biological process: sensory perception of taste; detection of chemical stimulus involved in sensory perception of bitter taste; G protein-coupled receptor signaling pathway. Gene Ontology annotation, cellular component: membrane. The record is from RefSeq and is a predicted model, not a curated record. NCBI's taxonomy places the organism in Eukaryota, Metazoa, Chordata, Aves, Passeriformes, Tyrannidae. Gene Ontology annotation, molecular function: G protein-coupled receptor activity; bitter taste receptor activity.